CAGAAAGAACAGUCAAAAUGCAGGCAGGGCACAGGACAAAGCAGUAGGGACAAAAUGUAUGUGAAAUGACAUUUUUUUUUAAAUUUGCCGCCAGUUCCGGCGCCUGUACGUCCCGACGUCACAGGGACCGGAACAUGGAAGCCGGAUGCCGGCAUCGGCCGGAGGAGAUGGCCGGGGACGCUGCAGGGGACGCAUAGCGGGAGCGAAGGACAAGGUAAGCGCUGCAGGGGAUCCCUAUGCAACGCUGCAUGGUAAGCCCAAGUGUAGCUCGGGGUUACCGAUUUGGGUACUGAAA
This is a messenger RNA of Staurois parvus, 295 nucleotides long. NCBI's taxonomy places the organism in Eukaryota, Metazoa, Chordata, Amphibia, Anura, Ranidae. The record is from the annotation of a GenBank genome assembly.